Messenger RNA from Colletotrichum acutatum, 506 nucleotides. RefSeq lists its product as uncharacterized. The record is from RefSeq and is a predicted model, not a curated record. The transcript has 2 exons. NCBI's taxonomy places the organism in Eukaryota, Fungi, Ascomycota, Sordariomycetes, Glomerellales, Glomerellaceae. Bases 135 to 428 code for a protein of 97 amino acids.
GCUGGCUUCGUGCAAGGCGGUUAGUUGAACAGCCCACAACUUUUAAGCAGACCAGUGAUGUACUGACUAUAGGUAUGUAGCUUGUUCGGUCAAUUACCGCCCAGGAGCUUUUGCCGAGUACGUCGUCAUUGACUAUGACCUCACAUGGAAUAUUCCCAUCGGGUGUAGAGAUCCAAUAUCAAGGCGUCACAAUCCCGGCCAAUCCCGAAGCCCGUGACUUUGCAACGCAAUUCUACAACUAUCUUGGAUCAGAAGCUCCGUUGGGAAAAGUCAAUUUGCAGGCAAACCCGGUUCGUCUGAUGCCAGGGAGACUCGAGAACAUAGCAUCGGAAGGCAUCCCGCUCCUUGGGUCGAAGCAAGUCAAUGAGCCGCCGAAGGACCACAUGCGUCCUAUCAGUGGAGAGAAGGUUGUCUAUACUGUUGUUUAGGUGCUUUCUUUGAGUAGUCGGCCCUAAAUGUAGGCAUGUUAGAUCUCAGCGGCUUUGAGCUCUACUCCCAUGUGAACA